Messenger RNA from Carcharodon carcharias (great white shark), 3734 nucleotides. RefSeq names its product oxysterol binding protein-like 6 (gene osbpl6). The transcript is spliced from 22 exons. Gene Ontology annotation, molecular function: cholesterol binding. Bases 532 to 3135 code for a protein of 867 amino acids. Gene Ontology annotation, cellular component: perinuclear endoplasmic reticulum; plasma membrane; intracellular membrane-bounded organelle. NCBI's taxonomy places the organism in Eukaryota, Metazoa, Chordata, Chondrichthyes, Lamniformes, Lamnidae. The record is from RefSeq and is a predicted model, not a curated record.
UGUAUGAGGGACUGGCUGCAUACAAGCAGCCACGGAAACUCUCGAGCAAAUAACGUUUGUUUUGUUUGACUAAGGAGCCUCCCAGAAUGUGUUUCUACAAGGUCCAAAAUAAGAAGGUGGUCCCAAACCAGGGAGUGGGACAGAAAGAGCCCCAGAAGAAAGUCCCAGGCAGGGAUCAAAGAGAGAUCCUAGUUAGUGAAGAUAAAAGAAAGGGGGAGAGGGAAAGGCUUGAAGUUAAAGAAAGAGCUUCAGGGAGCAGACUUGAAGCAAAGUGGGCUAGAGAGAAGCCCAGAAGACCCAAGAGGGCAGCCAAAGCUUGGUGACUCCACAUUGCAGGCCGUAGGGACAAAGGCUGAGCUGGUAAACAAAAGAUAGCACUAGCUGCAGAGUUCCCAAUGUUGUUGUUGUUGUUGCUGCUGUGCUGAUUGGAAUAAUGUUAGUUCACGUAAAGAAGCCAAGUGGUAAUUUCAAAGUUUAAGCGAAGGCCAUAGUGCAACUGUUACCACAUACACCAAGCCACCGUCAGUAACCAUGAGCUCAGAGGAGAAAAACAUGUCGCCUGCUCACAAAAUAUCAACCCCCACUCAUCGGAGUACAUCAUUAUCUUCAUCCUCUCAAAGAGAGAGUAAACCGGAUGGUGACAACUGGGAAAUCAUUGAAGGAUUAAAAAGCGGGCAGACCAAUGUGCAGAAACCAGAUAAACAUGAAGGAUUCAUGUUGAAGAAACGAAAAUGGCCCUUAAAAGGUUGGCAUAAGCGCUUCUUUGUCCUUGAUAAUGGGAUGCUAAAGUAUUCUAAGGCACCAAUUGAUAUUCAAAAAGGCAAACUUCAUGGAAGCAUUGAUGUUGGGUUGUCAGUGAUGUCAAUCAAAAAGAAGGGACGUAGAAUAGAUCUUGACACAGAAGAACAUAUCUAUCAUCUAAAGGUAAAAUCUCAGGAAGUAUUUGAUGCUUGGGUAACAAAAUUGCGUAAUCAUCGAUUGUACCGUCAAAAUGAAAUUGUGAGAUCACCCAGGGAUGCCAGCUUUCAUGUCUUCCCUACAUCACCAAAAACUGAUUCUUCGCCAGCUCCAACUGCCACUGUAUUAGAUGUAAAGCCUCAGCAGAACAAUUUCACAUGGCAGACCUCCAUUCCAUGCAGUACAAGUCUACCUGCUUCCUACAGCAACAGCCAAACCAAAGUUGCAGCAUGGUUGUUGGAAUCUGAGGAAAUGAACAAGUGUGCUAAAGAUCUUGCACAUUGCCAAUCAAGCCUUGUUGAACUCAGCAAACUUCUACAAAAUCUGGAGAUCCUACAAAGAACACAGUCUGCUCCAAAUUUCACUGAUAUGCAGGCUAAUUGCAUAGAUAUUACAAAGAAAGACAAGCGUGUCACCAGAAGAUGGAGAACAAAAAGUGUCAGCAAAGAUGGAAAAAUGCAGCUUCAGGUUCCUUCCAAUGCCACUAUGUCUCCUCAUCGUUUGCACUCCUCAAAUCCUAAUCUAUCUGCUGACAUUGGAGAAUAUCCAAUACAGCCAAGUCCACUUGCGGACUCCCCUGAUUCUACUGCGGAUUAUACUAAACUUCAAGAAGAGUUUUGUCAAAUUGCACAGAAAGUUCAUUGUCUUUUAAAGUCUGCCUUCAACACAGUAGCAAUAGAAAGGGAGCAGCUGAAGCAAAUGCUGUUGGAGCAAGAACAUUCUGGCCACAAUGCCCAAAUCUUCAACCUUAGGAGAACACUCUCCCAGCCAAGCGGCAAGAUUCAUGCCAAUAUCCCACUGUCACAGCAGGUCUGUAAUGAGAGCAGGCUCUCCAUGUCUGAAUCAGUAUCAGAAUUCUUUGAUGCUCAAGAAGUGCUUCUAUCAGCAAGUUCUUCCGAGAAUGAGGGAUCAGAUGAUGAAUCAUAUGUUAGUGAUGUCAGUGACAAUAUUUCAGAAGACAAUGCCAGUGUUGGAGAGACUGUUUCUCGACAAUUAUCUAACGGCGAGCUCAUUAGUGGUGCAUUUCGAAAUGGCAGACGUACAUGUCUCCCAGCACCAUCACCUGAUACCAGUAGCAUCAAUCUGUGGAAUAUUUUGAGAAAUAACAUUGGAAAAGACUUGUCCAAGGUCUCCAUGCCAGUUGAGCUGAAUGAACCCCUCAAUACUUUGCAGCAUCUAUGUGAAGAAUUAGAAUAUUCUGAAUUGUUAGACAAGGCUGCUGAAACAGAUGAUCCAUAUGACCGAAUGGUUAUGGUUGCUACGUUUGCAGUUUCAGGAUAUGCUACAACAUAUUACAGAGCUACAUUUAAACCUUUUAAUCCAGUGCUUGGAGAAACAUACGAAUGUAUUCGAGAAGACAAAGGGUUCAGGUUUUUUGCAGAGCAGGUCAGCCACCAUCCACCCAUCUCUGCCUGCCAUUGUGAAUCAAAGAAAUUUGUCUUUUGUCAAGACAUCAGAUGGAAGAAUAAAUUUUGGGGAAAAUCUAUGGAAAUACUUCCAAUAGGAAGAGUGAAUGUCAUACUACCUAAAUAUGGAGAUCAUUUUGAAUGGAACAAAGUUACCACCUGUAUACACAACAUCCUUAGCGGGCGUCGUUGGAUAGAACACUAUGGAGAAAUCACCAUUAGAAACACAAAGAACAAUGCAUGCAUUUGUAAACUGACCUUCAUUAAGGGAAAUUACUGGAACUCAAACGUAAAUGAAGUCCAAGGACUUGUGAUGGAUCAGGAAGGGAAGAUAGUACGUCGACUCUUUGGCAAGUGGCAUGAAGGGCUGUAUUGUGGAGUUGCACCCUCUGCCAAAUGCACUUGGAGACCAGGCUCUAUGCCAACAGAUAGUGACAUGUAUUAUGGUUUUACAAGAUUUGCUAUUGAGCUGAAUGAAUUGGAUCCAGUGUUGAAAGAGUUGCUCCCAUCGACAGAUGCCAGAUUUAGACCAGAUCAGAGAUACUUGGAAGAAGGAAAUAUUGAAGCUGCUGCCGCGGAGAAGCGUAGAAUAGAAGAAUUGCAAAGGGAGCAGAGAAGAUUUAUGGAAGAAAACAAUACAGUUUAUCAACCACGAUUUUUUAAGAAAGUUUAUGAAGGCAAUCAAAGAGAAUCCUGGAUGAGCAAAGGGAACUACUGGGAACUGCGGAAGGAUCCAGGGUUUAGUAAAUUAGAAAGCUUAACACUCUGGUAACUGAAUUUGAAGAGAUAAAAAUACGUUCUUCACAGAGAAGAAAUUAACUAUGCAUAAGUUAUUAUUGCUAUUGUAAAUCUUACUGUGUUCUUGUGGUUUUGCUGGUCAUAUGCUAGGUAUGUCUGUUUAAUUACAGACAUAAUUAUAAAUAUAGGCCAUGACCCAAACACUGGUUUAGAAAAUUGUUUUCCACUAAAGCUGUGAAUUUUUGGUAAACCAAAAGUGUAAUUUAAAGUGAAUGCACAAGAAUAGGGAUGGCUGUUUGACAGUCACAUAUUUAUGAAAAAAAUAUAAUCCUAAUGAAGCAUUAAUAACUAUCAUGGCUUUUUGCUAAAACUUUUCAUCAUUCAUUUCCAUGCCUUAAAAUAGUAAAUACCUUUAGCAAACAUGGUUUUACUUUGGAAACCUACAUAAGGUCAACUCACUUUGCAAAUAAUAUACUGUAUCAUAUCAAAGAUUAAUGUGCCUAGAGUACAAGACAAUAGUUAGGUUGAAAUUCACUCAUGUUUAUUAUUGUAGUCUCAUUCAGCAUUCAUAACUACCAUGGGCUUUGUUUUCAUUUGGCUUGCCACUUCAGUUCUGUGUCACAAUUUUAAAAU